AAAAAUCUGAUUUUUUUUCUGAAGAUGGACACCCAGUAAUGGCAGCUGGUAGCCCGGUUGGUCACAUAGCUUUGUGGGAUCUAGAAGAGAAGAAACUAAAGAGUCAAAUGCGAAAUGCUCAUUCCACAGCAGUAGCUGGUAUGUCAUUUGUCCCUGGAGAACCACUUCUUAUUACUAAUGGUGCUGAUAAUGCUAUAAGGGUGUGGAUUUUUGAUGGACCUGGUGGUACAGGACGUGUAUUGAGAAGCCGAAUGGGCCAUAGUGCGCCACCAACAAAAAUCAGAUACCACGGGCAAAAUGGAGAGCAAAUUCUUAGUGCAGGUAUGAAUUCUAAUUCUUCUUAUUCAGUCUGAUUUCCUGUUGUGAUG
Molecule: messenger RNA, 368 nt
Organism: Meleagris gallopavo (turkey)
Lineage: Eukaryota; Metazoa; Chordata; Aves; Galliformes; Phasianidae
Source: RefSeq, a predicted model, not a curated record